UUAUCUACGCUAGCACCGUACAUAUGUAAACAUGGCAGCCCCCGUAACACACGUGAUUUUUGACGUGGACGGACUGAUAUUAGACACAGAACGCCUGUACACCGUCAUCACAGACAAGAUCGUGGAGGAGUACGGCAAAACAUUCACAUGGGAAGUCAAGUCCAAACAGAUGGGGAAGAAGGACGUGGAGGCAGCCAACAUCCUCAUUGAUGAACUGCAGCUACCAAUAACACCAGAGGAAUAUCUGGUAAAGGCCAGGGCCCAGCAAAGUAUUCUGUUUCCUACUGUAGGUCUCCUCCCAG
Messenger RNA from Mizuhopecten yessoensis (Yesso scallop), 302 nucleotides. RefSeq names its product pseudouridine-5'-phosphatase-like. The record is from RefSeq and is a predicted model, not a curated record. Gene Ontology annotation, molecular function: phosphatase activity. The annotation marks the transcript as partial. The transcript has 3 exons. Lineage: Eukaryota; Metazoa; Mollusca; Bivalvia; Pectinida; Pectinidae.